Molecule: messenger RNA, 1095 nt
Organism: Cladophialophora immunda
Lineage: Eukaryota; Fungi; Ascomycota; Eurotiomycetes; Chaetothyriales; Herpotrichiellaceae
Exons: 1
Coding region: 1-1095 (364 amino acids)
Source: RefSeq, a predicted model, not a curated record
AUGACUCCUACACAGAACGCAAUAGAAGAAGCAGAGAAGAGAGCAAGGAAAGCAGUAGACGAGGAAGCAAGCGAAGAAAAAGAAAAAGAAAGGAAGCUUAUACCUCGUCCCAGAGACCGGGUGACGUAUUUUGUGGCACAACAUGAGUACGGAAGGACAAUCACACUCCGCGAAAUCGAAAUGGGAAAGGCGUCCAAGGUUGCGGACCCCUUACCAUACCCUGGGCCUAUACCAUGCCUCAAGUCUUUAUCAUGGAUCGGCUCUGGCUGUCUCAAAGAAUUUUUUCAAUGGCUUCACCGGUUCGACUUCACUCAAGAUGACGAAUACACUUUUAGUAUAUUUCUUUGUGGCGUCUACGACACGCUACGUAUCUUUCGGAUUCAAACUCAGCCUGACCCGUUGUACUUCGACCCCGAUACUUCUUUGAUGCCAAUGAACGCUGCCGGCGCAACUACACCUGACAAGAAUGAGGAGUUUAUGGACCUUAUUCAUGAGUUCGACCCGGCUCUUCAAGUAGAGCGCGGCUCUAAUACCGAAGAAGAACCUGUUCUCCCUCUACGGUUCGGCCUCCCUGUGGGAAGAGUGAUUAAUCAAGACCCGUAUUACACGGUGGAAGACGGCGUUUUUGGUGUAUUUCAUAUGGUCUUCCAUCCAAUUGACAAGAGCUUUUGGUUGGUGCGGGAUCGCUAUCUCGGCAUGGAGAGGUUCACGAUUGACGACCCUGAGGAAGAAAUGAAGCCUCAAUUUGAAGAAGUGGACAACCAAACACGACGCCGGUGGCUAAGCGUGAAAUUUGGGGAGCAGAACCAUCUGCAGUUUGCCGAGGCCUUCCGCUUGGGGACAGCGGAUCUUUGGUUCCCCGAAGGCUUGGGUCUCAGCGAGCUCGACGCCGGCGAGCGCCUUCCUCGAUUCAACGACGAAAGAGACGUGCCGACUAUUGAUUUCUCCCGCAUUCCAAGCGUACCGCUGUUCCCCGACGACGAGCCCCUACAAGUUCACUACGCACGGCGCUCCGACUUCAUGAGCUAUCUUGGGGAGCACAGGGUGGCGAAGGGAUGCUCAUGGCUCAGUGUGUCACUGCCGCUCGAGCACUAA